This is a messenger RNA of Poecilia reticulata (guppy), 1833 nucleotides long. RefSeq names its product histone-lysine N-methyltransferase SETDB1-B-like. Gene Ontology annotation, cellular component: nucleus. Gene Ontology annotation, biological process: negative regulation of gene expression; heterochromatin organization. The record is from RefSeq and is a predicted model, not a curated record. Gene Ontology annotation, molecular function: histone H3K9 methyltransferase activity. NCBI's taxonomy places the organism in Eukaryota, Metazoa, Chordata, Actinopteri, Cyprinodontiformes, Poeciliidae.
UUGUUUUAUUACAUUACUGUAUCCUUUUGAAACUAAACAAAUGUAUGCUAUUGAUUGAAAGUAAACACUAAAUCUGCUUUUAUACCAGCUGAUGGCGGUGUCGCACAGUUUUGUUCUUUAUCACACCCAUAACCGACCGAAACAAGGAAGAAGACCAACAACAACGGAGGUAUCCAAAGUGGGGCUUUGUUAAAUUCUUGUGUAAAAUCUGCACAGUCGAUGGCUUUUCCUCAACCCUUUGAUUUUUAAGGGUUACUGUCGAUUGCGUUAGCUUCAUUGCUAGCAUCAACGGUUGAAAGUACCUUCAACGACAAAAAAACAAAAAAAACAACCGUAUCUGCUCGUGUGUGUGUGUGUUUUAAAGACCUUUGUCUUUCGAGGUGGAUUGCUUGAACACAUGAAAGUAGCAAUGGAGGUGGAUAAGCCCAAGACGAAAACAAAGAAGCUUUCAAGGUCGAGGAGGAGGAGGAAACAAAACAAGAGGAAAACGAAUCCUGAUAAAGAAAGAGAAAAUAAGCCUGAUUCUCCGUGGGACUCUGUUCCCUCCACACACGAGACUCCCAGCAAGGCAACAAAGUUUGAAAAUGGCUGCGACUCCCUCACUCUCAUAAAAGACGCAGUUGUGGUUUUGACUAAGCUGCCCGAAUAUAAAAUCGGCGCGCUGAGACCCCCGACGCCUCCGCAGUUCUACAGCGAAGACGAGUCCUUCAGCAGCUCGGAUUCGGACACGCAGUGGGAGUCGGAGGAGGACUCCAGCGAUUCGGAUUUCUGGGUCAUAAACAGCAAACUCAAAUAUUCAAACUCCUCCAAUUGUGACCUGAUAAGGAUGCCUACAACCAGUCACAACUGCAACGGUAUCUCCCUUUGCUCACGUGACAAGAUCCGCCCCGACUUACCCGAAGAAGAAAUUAAUGUUGACAUGAUGGUUAUUGCUCGUAGAAGACCUAUGAGGUGGCAGCGUGGUAAAAUAGUUGAAAUAAUUACAAAAGACGAUGGGCGGUUGAAGUACAAGGUCAGCUUUGAAGAUAAGGGGACGUGCCUCGUAUCCGGACACCACAUUGCUUUUGACAGCAGGCCCAAGGUGGAGCAGCUCUACAUCGGGGCCCGAGUGGUGGUCCGCUGUCAAAAUAAUAAGUACCGGUUCCGACCCGGAAUACUGGCUGAGCUGCCCAGCAGGAAAAAUCAGUUCAGGUUUCUGAUGUUCAUGGAUGACCACACACCAGUUUAUGUCGGGCUUCCUUUGUUUCACAUGGUGUGCAGACCUUUGGAAGAUGUUUUGGACGACGUUCCCGACGGAGCGCACAAAUGCUUUAUGAGACAGUACCUGAAGGACUGGCCGUACCCUCACUUAAACAAGUACAGAGCUGGACAGAGCUUUAACGUGGAGCUUAAUGGAGUCAUGCAGAUGUGUGAGGUUGUUGUGAUCGACUGCAGCUUAAUGCAGGUUGUUUUUCAGGAAAAUCAGCGAAGGGAGUGGAUCUUCAGAGGCUCUGUGCGACUGGAGCACAUUGCCAGACUGUGGGAGGAGAGGAACAAGCUAGAGUCCAAGGACGACUCUGACUCUGAUUAAUCCAUAGAUGCAGGUAUAUGUAAAAUAGAUGUAGAAAUGAUAAAUGCAAAUUCCUAAGAGGGAUGCGUCAUUUUUUUUUUUUUUUGUUUAUUUUUGUUUUUGUAACAGUUCAGCCUAACAGAAAUUUAUGUUAAAAGACUGAAAUGAGACCCCCCAGGCAAACCCUUCCCCGUGUUCUUCAUGACGAUGAAUUAUUUUAAUUUUCCCUGCUCCCUAAUUGUACAAAUGUACUUACAUUAAUUAAACUGAAAUGCAAAACAGUC